AGGAGAAGACCGAUAAGAAUUAGACCUAGACGUUGACCUUUCAGUCUUCCCAGUCACCAACCGUCAUCUACUACGUGGACGCGGAGGAGGAACACCCACAAGGCAUCUUGUGUGUUUCGGUAGAUAUUUCAAGUGCACUCUCGUCUCCUCCAGCGCCCACAGGCGGACUGGGCUUUUCAGGAGAAGCUGCGAGUAGGUCCUGCGCCCUCCGCUUCCUCUCCCUCCUCACCAAGCAUCCCCCUCACCUUUCCGACUCCGGCGCUGGCGUCUGCAUUGACGGAUAGCGAGCAAGCUGAUCAACGAAAAACCCAGUCUGCAUGUGAACAGUCGGAUUCACUCACUGGUUCUGGUGCGGGCCUUUGGCGAAACGUGUUCCUGGAUUGCUUGUUUUCAGUCACCCUUGAAUCCAGCUUUGUGCCUUUGUGUUCAGGACUGUUUGUCUUGUCCUCCAGACGAGCUGUGCAAACAGCCAGGGACACCGAGCUGUGCGAUUUGGUGAGCCGGCGUUUGGGCUGGCACCCACAAGACUGGUGUAGGGCGUGUGGCUUGUCAUACACACGGCGCUAUCCUUUGAUGUAUCGCUUCGUGUCAUGGCGCUAAACGCACAAAGCUUCUGUUCACUGCGCGAGGUGGACUUUCGAUUUCUAACUGCAGCCAAGGGUGGUGCGUCUACUGCAUUUCGCUCAACGGCCAAAGGAUUUUCCAGCGAACCCAUGACCAGUGUUUGGUGAAAGCAGCCAACCGCUGCGAGAAGAUUCAAUAGAAAUCCAGAGACCUUAAAAGCCAGACCCCAGCCAGAGAGAGAGAGAUGUGAAGAAGGUAUGCAAAUUAAGCGAGCAUGGCUGUAGUGCGGUCCUGCGUGUCUGCUCUCGUCGCUUUUCUUGGAGUCGGUGGAUUGCCUGUUGGUGCCGCGGCAUCCUGCAGCGUAAUGAUGUAGCAGGAAGACAGGCGAGUGCAGUCAGGGAUGGGCCGUGUAGCAGCAUGUAUCGCCGGCCAGACAAGAUGCACCGACAGUGCUUUCAAGUGUAACUAAUGACACAGGACACGUGUCUUUCCUGGAUUUUACAUUAUGAGCAGAAAACGACCAGAGAAGAGGAAAUACUGACGCCUUACAUUUUUCGUUGCGUGAACAGUUAUAUUUUAAAAUGAUUUCCGUGUAAAAAAAUUAAUCAGCUAAAAUUACUUUAAUCAUUUCACUUUUAGAAUGUGGAGCUAAGCUAGCCCAAAUGUGUAAUAGUCAGGGAAAGUAUGUACUACACAAGUAGAACAGAACGUAAGUAAAGAUUUAAAAGCAUUUCACAAAUAUGCUUUAAAGAAAAAUAAACAGUAACAGUGAAUGUAAUGGUCGUCCAAAACGAACUCACUUGAUGCGGUGCUGAAGAGGACUGCAAGUAUGUCUCCAUCAUAUCUAUCAUAACAAACAGAGGGCUGUCAGCUUUUGUUUACAGUGCAGAAGCAGCUAUGCACUGAGCAUUUCUAGACCACCAAACACUUCAGAGUAUUCUAACAAGGACAUGAUGGUAGACAGCGACGUCCCAUCGUCCUCACUGGUCAGUCCUCACUGACAGAAGGGAGACAACUGGACUGGGCGCCAUGCCGACCUCACCACCUGGCGGACGUGUAGGUAGUGAGGCAAUGCUUCUACCGGGUACACCUACAGUCAUGGUCAGGGUCAUCGUCUUCCUCGUCGUCGCUGGAGGAGUGUGUAGUCUUCGAUAUCCCAAUCGUUCUGUUCCUGUAGGUCUGCUGUUCGACCACAAUUCCGGCGGUCUACCCGAGGCGUUUGAGGAGCAAAUUAUGGAACUCAACAAGGAGCCCAAUGUCUUACGCCUGGUGCACCGAGUGCACGCUGUGGACGCCACCGACAGUUUCGACGUUUCCAGAGCCUUGUGCUCGCUCCUGUCUGCUGGCGCCAUCGUGCUGUUGGGUCACGUGGGAAAGCCAACCCUCGCCACCAUUAAGGCCUACUCCGAGAGCCUGGAGGUGCCUUCAUUUUUUUGAACAACCCUUCUCAUCCACUGGAGGGAGCGGACUCCGCCAGGCCCAGCUUCCAGUUCUACCUGCAGCCCAGCAUUUCUAAGCGAUCGUAGACAUCGUCCAGUGGUAUGAGUGGACUAGUCUCGUGUACAUUUACAACACCAAUGAAGGCUUAUUCCGUCUGGAGCAAGUGCACGACUACAUGCACGACUACCAGCAGACGCCAGAAAUCACAGCCCGUCACGUGCAGAACAGAACAGCGUGUCUGCACCUCCUGCACUCCAUGCACACCCAGGACCGCGGCAGAGACAUACGUGUGGUCAUGGACGUUCCCCCAGAACAUGCGCACUGGGUCAUUAAUUCCAUAGUAGAAGAUAAAUCAAUAUACAAAAUUCGAUUCCACUUCAUCUUGCCUUAUUUGAGUAUGAAGUACAUCAAACUUCGAGCCUACAAGACAGGGGGAGUCAAUAUCACAGGCUUUGAAAUUUUUCGUCAAACGGAUGCACUAAUGCGGUCCUAUUUCAGUGACCCUUCAUCUCAGAAUAAUACAGACAGCGCACUAGCAAAGGAUGCUAUCAAGAUAGUCACCGAGGCGCUGUCCGAGCUCCAGAGGCACCAAGCUCCUCAGGGUCGGUGGCACCUGUUGGACAGCGUGCAGCAGUGGCAGGACGCCAGCAGGGGCAACGGCAUCACCUGCUCUCCUCCCUCCACCUCCCGCUGGCGCUACGGUCGCGACCUGGCCAAGAUCUUUGCCGAGCAUACCUUCACCGGAAGCAACGGCAAGAUACGCUUUUCAAAGAGUGGUCAACGCUCAGGUCACUCCUUAGACGUCAUAGAGGUCAGCAUGUACAGGGGAGUGGCCAAGGCAGGAGUUUGGACUGAAGAGAACUUCAUUCCCAGGGGUCCAGAGCAGAUUGUUACUAAGGGCAACCGUACCAUAGACAACAGAACACGCAUCGUCGUGACUAUCGAGGACAUGCCUUAUAUUUUCAACCGCACAGAGCCGUGGGACGGCAUCCCUGUCGUUGGCAGAGACCGUUUCUCGGGGUACUGCUCGGAGCUGGCCGACAUGGUGUCCAUCAACGUGGGGUACGAGUACUACAUCAGGCUGGUCAAAGACAACACGUACGGCGCACCGCAGGGGGACGGAACCUGGAAUGGAAUUAUCGGAGAGCUCAUCAGACAUGAAGCAGACAUAGCAUUUGCACCGCUGACGAUAACAUCGGAGGAGAAGGUGAUCGACUUCACCAAACCAUUCAUGUCGCUGGGUAUCUCCAUCAUGAUCAAGAAGCCUGAGAACCAGGAUCCUCACGUCUUCUCGUUCAUGGAGCCAUUGUCGCAGGAGAUCUGGUUGUGCACAGUUUUUGCCUUCAUCGGAGUGAGCGUGGUGCUGUUCCUCGUUAGUCGAUUCAGCUCCGAGGAGUGGAACGUUGACAGCGGCGAGGCAAAGCUGUCCAACGACUUCACCAUCGGCAACAGCCUGUGGUUCUCCCUCGGCGCCUUCAUGCAACAGGGCUGCGACGUGCUGCCCAAGUCCGUGUCCGGUCGCAUCGUGACGAGUGUCUGGUGGUUUUUCACUCUCAUCAUCAUCUCCUCCUACACCGCUAACCUGGCGGCCUACCUGACCACGAUGCGCAUGAGCACGCCCAUCAAGUCGGCCGAGGACCUGGCCAAGCAGACUGAGAUCAAGUACGGGACCCUGGCCGCCGGCAGCACCAACGCUUUCUUCAAUAAAACGACAGUGUCGUUGUACGGACGCAUGUGGUCGUUCAUGACGUCACAGAAGGACGUGUUUGUCAAGUCCAACGAGGAAGGCAUCGCCAAAGUGCGGGGCGAGAACGGCAAGUACGCAUUCCUCAUAGAGUCCAGCACCAACGAGUACCACAACAACCGCGAGCCGUGCGACACCAUGAAGGUCGGCAACCUCGACUCCAAAGGCUACGGCGUGGCUACACCCAUGGGCUCGGACAUCAGAGACCUUCUGACCCUGAGCAUCUUUGGAACUGAGAGGAGCACGGAAAGUUGGAGGAGCUAAAAAAAUAUUGGUGGUUUGACCGCAGUGAAUGUCCGAAGGAAACACUACCAACGGAGAGCAAAGACAACGCUUUGACACUCACAAAAGUGGCUGGCAUAUUUUAUAUACUUGUUGCCGGUCUGGCACUGUCCGUUAUUUCAGUGGUGCUGGAAUUUCUCUACAAAACAAAAGUAGACUCCAGACGUCAAAAUGUUUCCUUUGGCUCAGAGGCUCGCUCCAAGUUCCGCUUGUCUAUCAGCGGCCAUUCCGACGAUGAUUCUGGUGGCCAGCGCACGCCGUUGAGAGCAGGAACCACU
Molecule: messenger RNA, 4308 nt
Organism: Pomacea canaliculata
Lineage: Eukaryota; Metazoa; Mollusca; Gastropoda; Architaenioglossa; Ampullariidae
Product: glutamate receptor-like
Biological process (GO): synaptic transmission, glutamatergic; monoatomic ion transport; modulation of chemical synaptic transmission
Cellular component (GO): plasma membrane; postsynaptic membrane
Molecular function (GO): transmitter-gated monoatomic ion channel activity involved in regulation of postsynaptic membrane potential; glutamate-gated receptor activity
Source: RefSeq, a predicted model, not a curated record